Messenger RNA from Colletotrichum destructivum, 415 nucleotides. RefSeq lists its product as uncharacterized. The coding region runs from base 11 to 328 and encodes 105 amino acids. The record is from RefSeq and is a predicted model, not a curated record. NCBI's taxonomy places the organism in Eukaryota, Fungi, Ascomycota, Sordariomycetes, Glomerellales, Glomerellaceae. The transcript has a single exon.
UUGAAGAGAGAUGAUGGGGGGCGCCUUUUCUCUUCUCUCUCUUCCCUUUCGCCAGUGGCUGGCCUGCCACGAUCGAUGGCGGGUGACGAGUGGACCGAACGUGAAUCGAUGGCUCCGAUGGCUCAGACGGCCGAGUCACGGUCGUGGUCAGGAAUGGAGGUGGGUUGGUUGCCAAUGCUUCUGUUUUGGCCGAAAAGUAAGAUUUGAAUUUGAUGCAGUGUUUGUGGUGUUAGGGCUUCUGGGGCCAUAUCUUCACCACCAUGGAUGGGUUUAUUAUCGUUUUUCAUCUGCUCCCUUGAUAUCAAGUCGGGUCGGAAUCGUUUGUUGAUAGCGACUUGCAGGCCCGAGAAUCCACGCGUAGAUGUUUUGAUGACAGCAGAAUGCUGACCUGGGCCUCACCGACCAACUUGAUAAU